Coregonus clupeaformis (lake whitefish) is the source of this 1761-nucleotide messenger RNA. Its product is annotated as type-1 angiotensin II receptor. Gene Ontology annotation, cellular component: membrane. Lineage: Eukaryota; Metazoa; Chordata; Actinopteri; Salmoniformes; Salmonidae. Gene Ontology annotation, biological process: G protein-coupled receptor signaling pathway; immune response; regulation of vasoconstriction. The record is from RefSeq and is a predicted model, not a curated record. Gene Ontology annotation, molecular function: angiotensin type II receptor activity.
CGUUCAUCACUGAACUGAGGAGGCCUCUCUCUCUGUUCCUCUCUCCCUCGCUCCUUAUCUCCGUAUCUCGCUUCCUCAGAUCUCUCUCCUUCUCCGAAGCAUCAGAAGCCUACCGGUUCCAACCACAGCCCUAGGAGCUGUUAAACAGGAUAAUGGAGAACUAUACGGCUGUAGGCGCAUCGAUCCCAGAGACAGAAGGUAUCCGUCUGAACUGCAGCAUGUCCGGGAGGCACAACUUCAUCUUCACCCUGAUCCCAGUAGUGUACGGCUGUAACUUUGUCAUCGGCAUGGUGGGGAACAGCAUGGUGGUGGCGGUCAUCUACCGCUACAUGAAGCUGAAGACAGUGCCCAACGUGUUCGUCCUCAACCUAGCCAUCUCAGACCUCACCUUCCUGAUCACCCUGCCCAUGUGGGCCACCUUCACAGCCACAGGCUACCAGUGGCCCUUCGGUGGGUUCCUGUGUAAGGCCAGCGCUGGCCUGGUGAUGUUCAACCUCUACAGCUCCAUCUUCUUCCUCACUGCACUCAGCGUCGACCGCCAUCUGGCCAUCGUCCACCCGGUGAGGUCACGGCAGCACCGUACUGGGCUCUACGCCCGUAUCACCUGCGUCCUGGUUUGGCUGCUCGCCCUCCUGCUGUCCGUCCCCACCGCACUGACCAGGGACCUGAUACACAUCACCAACUAUAACAUCAGCACGUGUGGCGUGCUGCACCCCGAGGGCUCCAGGCACCUCCUCCUCACCAUCAGCCUGAUGAAGAGCAUCCUGGGGUUCCUGGUUCCUUUCCUCAUCAUCAUAUCAUGCUACUGCCUGAUUGGUCGAGCCCUGGUCAGGGCGCGGAGCAUCCAGAAGACCACCCGGUCGAGAGAUGAUGAGGUGUUGAGGAUGCUGGCGGCGGCUGUCCUAGCUUUCUUCCUGUGUUGGGUGCCCCACCAGGUAUUCUACUUGAUGGAGCUGCUGGCCCAGCUAAAGGUUGUAACUAACUGUGUGAUUGUGGACGUCAUCGACACGGCCAUGCCCUUCACCAUCUGCAUUGCCUUCCUCAACAGCUGCGUCAACCCCAUCCUGUACGGCUUCGUGGGACGGAACUUCAGGAAGAACCUGUUCCUACUGCUGCACUGCUCCCCCGCUGGCCUGGCCAGGCCACCCUCCAUCAGCUCUAAGAUGUCCGCCCUGUCCUACCGCCCCUCUGAGGCCCUGCAGCUCACCAACAAGAACCAGCGGCCUGGUGUCUGAUGUGAAGUGAGGAAAGAUGGAGGUGGAGUGUGCAGCUGUGUAACUCCAUUGGCUCUUCGGGUUGUGUUAAGUGAGGAGUACGGAGGGAUACACAUUGUGUUAAUGCCUCCCAAGUGGCACCCUAUUCCCUGUACAGUGUCCUAUGCGCUCUGGUCAACAGUAGUGCACUAUACAGGGAAUAGGGUGCCAUUUGGGAGAUAGCCACUGUGCUUUUAGAACCCCAACUGUUAUACUGAACCAUGGCUAGAAGUUCUACCUUAGAACAUGGCUAUCAAGUGAAAUACAGAGGGAAUGUUCCUUUGUGUCUGAAUCGUAUGAAUUGAGUCCAUGAGACGGCCGGUUGUUCACUGCCUUUGCACAACAUACAGCAGAUUCUGCAUGGUUAGUUAACAGAUUUCAUUGUAAUGCAGCUUGAGGACAAAACGGUUGCAUGAUUUCUGUUUAAAAACUGAUGAUGUGAAAUACUAUUACUGUACUUCGGUAUUCCUGUUUCUUGUUGUCACACAGGUACAUAGAUAUGUAAGCA